Messenger RNA from Hydra vulgaris (swiftwater hydra), 1041 nucleotides. Its product is annotated as zinc finger MYM-type protein 1-like. The record is from RefSeq and is a predicted model, not a curated record. Lineage: Eukaryota; Metazoa; Cnidaria; Hydrozoa; Anthoathecata; Hydridae.
AUGGAAGUUAGCUAUAUGAAUGUGAUUUCAAUGUUUGUAAAUAUCAAUGAAAACCAAAUUUAUCUACCUGAAGCAACUCCUGCUGUUAAUAUUUCAAGACAAAUUGAAACUGAAACUCAAGUUAGCAUAUUAUCAUCUGCAGACUACAGUGACCCUGCAAAUUGGCCUACUCAUUUUAGUGACAAUUUUUGCAAAAGUAGUUUGCCGGCUUUAGAAGGUACAGGUUUAAACGAUUGGAAGAAUAUUGGAGCAUUUCUUUCUUCUCAUGAAAAAAGUAAUUCACAUCUCGUAAAUUUUCAAAUGUGGAAAGAACUUGAUAUACGUUUAUCUACAGAAAAAACCAUUGAUCAUAUUAAUCAACAAAAAAUUAAUGAAAAAGAACAAUAUUGGCAACGAAUUUUAGAAAGAUUAAAUGCCUUAAUCAGAGUACUGGCUACGCAAAACUUGACAUUUUGUGGAACAAAUGAAAAGCUUUACAAUAACGCCAAUGGUAAUUUUUUAAAAUUUGUUGAGUAUCUCGCUUUAUUUGACCCAUUAAUGAAUGAACAUGUACGAAAAACUAAAAAUCAAGAAAUUAAAACUGCUCAUUGUCUUGGAAAAGAAAUUCAAAACGAAUUAAUACAAAUACUAGCAAAUGCUAUAAAAGAUAAUAUCUUGACUAGAGUAAAAUUUGCUAAAUAUUAUUCUAUAAUUUUAGACUGCACCCCAGAUAAUAGCCAUACAGAACAAAUGACAAUAAUAAUUCGUUUUGUUGAUUUAGAAUCACCAACAUCGCAUGAUGGGGAUUUAGUUAAAAUUAAAGAACAUGUUUUAGGAUUCAUACCUGUGGAGAAAUCUACAGGUGGUUUUUUGGCAAAAACAUUAAUUGAACAAUUGGAAAAUUUUAAUUUACCAAUUGAAAAUCUCCGUGGACAAGGAUACGAUAAAGGAAGCAAUAUGAAGGGUAAGGAAAAUGGGGUACAAAGAAAAAUUUUGGAUAUAAAUCCUCGGGCGUUUUUUUAUUCCAUGCAGCGCACAUUCAUUAAACUUAGUUGUGAAUGA